Molecule: messenger RNA, 1752 nt
Organism: Lentinula edodes (shiitake mushroom)
Lineage: Eukaryota; Fungi; Basidiomycota; Agaricomycetes; Agaricales; Omphalotaceae
Exons: 4
Coding region: 1-1440 (479 amino acids)
Biological process (GO): positive regulation of gene expression
Source: RefSeq, a predicted model, not a curated record
AUGCCAGGGGGUCGCAGAAAUCCUCUCAGUGUCACAAAACUUGUGGAGAAAGUAGCAGAUGUAGUACAUACGGCGACGGGUAAUGCUCACGAUCUUGCAAAAGUGACCAAGUCAGUAGUCGACGACAAACUCAAUGUGCCGUGUGUAGAUUUAGUGAUCAAGUUUAUUGGUGCUUCCGGGAUCCCUAAACUGGAUGUAGUUGGGACUGCGGAUCCAUAUUUUGUGGCCAAAAUAGACGAUGAAGUUUCUAUGGUCUCUACAGUGAAGACGAACACCCUCACUCCUGUUUGGAACGAAACAUGGCGGGUCAAGAACGUGCCGAUAACAUCAGAUUUACUUGUAGAGGUUUUGGACAAAGACUUUGGUUCUCCUAUUGAUGACUUUGUUGGAAAAUUUAAGACGAGUGUGGCUGCUGGGGCGAAGGAAUUGGAAAUUGAGGGACCUUUAUUUAGAAGAAACCGAGGAACUUUUUGGUUGAAGAUUGAUUCUACUCCUUCUUCUGACCCACCAGAACCCCGAUUUCUAUUCGACGGCCCAAUCCGCUACUCACGCCAUCUGUCGCCCACUGUGGGUAGAUUAACCAAUUUAGAUGAUGCUCGUCUCUAUUCCACAUGGAAGUUGUAUCUCAUCGGCGUUUCUUUAUACUUCAAAGACGUGUAUCAACAUUGGAAUGUCAAUUAUAAAGCGGCACAGACUAUCUUUGGAACAGGAGCAACCUCACUCGCAGUACGCACUGGCAUUCAAGCGGGUCAUAAGAUGCUCUAUGCGCGCAGCACUUCCAACGGUUUCGGAGUGAUCGAAUCCGCUACAGACGUGCUCAAACUCUUUCACGGAGGAAGGUUGAACCCCAAGGGGAUUGUUGGGAGCGACCAAGAAUACUUGUCUGCACAGGAUGGUACGCCUGCCGCACGAUCUUUUUUCGCACAUCGUGUCAAACCUGCAGUCUACACAUAUAUUAUUUCCGCCGAAGACGACUCUCUACGCUUCUCAGAAACUGGUGCCGCCUUCUUUGUUGAUUUCGCCUCAAAACACGCUUUGCACGCGAACUGCUGCGACCGAGUGCGAUAUUCUGGUGAAUUCCAUCCUCGUCCGCGUGCAAAGGAUGAUUCUUGGAUAGGAUGGCAAGAUUUUAGUGACUCUAUGUCCGAUGAAAUGGUCGACUGGGAGGUGCUGAUUGAUAAUAACUCCGGAACAUACUCUCCUGAUAAAGCAAUGUUGCCCACUCUCCAGGCGUUACUGGAAUAUAAUUUUCCUGGAUUUAAAGUGCAGGCCUUGGAUAGGGAGGAUGAGGAACUCACAAAGAGUGUGCAGGCAUGUCGGGAUUAUGCUCUCAAGUAUAGAGGUGUACAGGUCAAGCACCUGCAACCGCACCUUGAGGAAGGCGAGGAAUCACUGAUGAAAUGUGCGGGGGUUAGCAAUCCUGCAAUCGGUGUACAAUGAAAGAAAGGAGACGAUGAUGGAAGUGUGCUGCUUCACAUCGGUAUACUUAUUUUCUUUUUCAUACUGUUUAAGAUAAUUCGGACGGCUAAGAUAUGUAUUUUCAAUGUAUUAACAUUCAUCUCGUAGGUUAUAGUAUUCUAAUGUUUAUACGCCUCAACAUGUGAUGCAUAAUGUAUGAAGUUGUACUCCAUGUCGCAGCUGUGCACAUUGCACACUGAAGAACGUCUCAAUAGCUGGAAAAGGAAAAUACAUGAGGAAACAACUAAAACAAACUAUAAAUGAGCAUCCAGCACUACAUAAGAGUGUAUCUUA